Messenger RNA from Serpula lacrymans var. lacrymans S7.9, 2339 nucleotides. RefSeq lists its product as uncharacterized. The record is from RefSeq and is a predicted model, not a curated record. Bases 45 to 1193 code for a protein of 382 amino acids. Lineage: Eukaryota; Fungi; Basidiomycota; Agaricomycetes; Boletales; Serpulaceae. The transcript is spliced from 8 exons.
AACUUAUUUCAUCCUGACGCCCUCUCAUACACUUAAUAAAAACAAUGAGCUUGUUUAAACCUGCUCCCCCUCCCCCCACAAAAUUGGGACGAUACCGUGUGCUGGGUCCUCAUGCUGGACUACAUGUGUCACCACUUGCUCUAGGUGCUAUGUCAAUCGGUGAGAAAUGGGAAAACUUAGGCAUGGGUGCAAUGGACAAGCAGUCGUCCAUAAAACUGCUCGACGCGUUUUAUGAGGCCGGAGGAAAUUUCAUUGACACGGCAAAUAAUUAUCAAGACGAAAGCUCAGAAGAAACAAUUGGCGAGUGGAUGAACCAGCGGGGCAUUCGUGACCAGCUUGUAAUAGCUACAAAGUACACUACGAACUUCAAGCGCGGCAAUUCCAGUGUCAAACAGCAAGUAAACUAUGUCGGCAACAACAUUAAAUCAAUGCACAUUAGUGUGGAUGCUAGUCUCAAGAAAUUGCAGACUUCCUAUAUCGACAUACUCUACCUCCAUUGGUGGGACUGGGAUACUUCAGUCGAAGAAGUCAUGAAUGGGCUUCAUAAUUUAGUCGCGCAGGGCAAGGUAUUGUACCUCGGCAUCUCAGAUACGCCUGCUUGGAUUGUUUCGAAAGCUAAUCAAUAUGCUCGAGAUCACGGUAAGACUCCCUUUGUGAUAUAUCAAGGCAAGUGGAGUAUCUUGGAGCGGUCCUUUGAACGCGAUAUUAUUCCCAUGGCGCGGUCUGAAGGCCUUGCUUUGGCUCCGUGGGGUGUCAUUGGUGGAGGAAAGUUCCGUACAGACGAGGAAGAAGAACGCCGCCGCCAAACAGGCGAAAAGGGCAGAGCACUCUUAUCCGAUUGGCUACGCAACGACAACGAGAAGAAGAUUUCCCAAGCUCUAGAGAAGGUUGCCAAGGAGGUUGGGACAGAGCAUAUUACUGCAGUUGCUAUUGCAUAUGUCAUGCAAAAGACUACACAUGUAUUCCCUCUCAUUGGUGGUCGUAAAGUCGAGCACUUGCAAGGUAAUAUCCAAGCGUUGGAUAUCUCUCUGAGUCCGGAGCAGAUUCAAUAUUUGGAAAGUAUUGUGCCUUUUGACCCUGGAUUCCCUACUACUAUGAUCGGAGAUGGAACGUCGGGCAAUAACCCGAUGGUCAAUUCUGUAGCUCACAUCGAUAAGCAGCCACUUCUUCAACCUAUCCGUCCAACAAGAUAGUGAAAAGUAGGGAGAUCGGUGUGAAAAUAUGGUCCGCUCGACGCUAUGCCUACACUUGCGUGCCGUUAACAAUUCCCAAUGGGGCCCCUGCUGCUAUAAUCAUCUUAUGUCGCAUGACUCCCUGAAUGAUUCGUAGAAGAGUAUGAUUGAAAAAAAAUAACAAGGGCGAUUUUCCGUUAAUAUUGUGCAAGCCAUGAAAAGUAAAUCGUGUUUAUGUAUACGUUCUUCGGGGAUCUCUACUAUGGCGCGAGUCUGUCGAUUUUCCAUCUGGGUUCAUCGUCUGGUGAUCCUUCGAUCCGAAGAUAGCGAACACGGUCAUGUAGACGCGAUGGUUUCCCAGACCAAAAUUCGACUUCGUGGGUAUCACUCGCCAACCGCCCCAAAAUUCUGGCAACGGGACAACGCCCUCCGUAUCAGUCUCUCGAAUACCGAAACGCAUAUGCAUCUUUUCAACUCGGGCACGUAGAUCGUCUUCGCCUACAACGGUGCUUUGUUUGCUCGUCCAUGCACCGACCUGGCUACCGAGUGGCCGACUAUGAAAAUACUCCUCGCUUUCUUCUCUGCUAACUUUUUCAACCUUCCCAAGAACUCUCACCUGGCGGUGCACCUCACGCCAGUAAAAUACGAGAGCCGCAUUCGGGUUUGCGAUGAGUUCUUGCGACUUACGUGAGGUGUAGUUGGUGUAGAACACGAAGCCGCGAUUGUCAAGUUGCUUGAAGAGAACGACGCGGGAAGACGGUAUGCCCGAUGGAGUUGCGGUGGAAAGGGACAUGGCCUCUGGUUCAUGCACAGUCUUGCGUGCCUCGGUGAACCAGAGGUGAAAUUGUUCGAGUGGUGAAGGGUGCACACUGUGCGGCGAAAGGGUAUCGAGGGUAACAUAUUGCUGGUGUUCAUCUACCUUGAGCUUGGGAUGAGCUUCGGGGGCAGGAACGAUCUCGCUGGGUGCUGUCAUGCUGCUGCUACUGCCAGUGACUCGGAAAGUCCUAGGUUUCGAGAAUGUGUUGAUGGGUGUUUUGACAAAAGGGCUGCGGAGUAUGAUAGCCCGGGACAAGGACAUACGUCUGGGGAAAUGAAUGAGCCAGUUUUGUAGUUCACUUGUAGUCGGAUCAUCCGCCUUGCAUGAUUAUGCCAUGGAAUCGGAUCGAU